AUGACCGCGACAACUCAGUCGCACCAUUGGGACUUUUCCCACGUGCUUGACCUCGUCAAUUCACUAUCAUUUCAACAAGGCACGCUCGCUGGCCAACACACCGACAAUGGAGACAAAGACGAGCCUACCAGGUCAGGGUUGGACGAGGAGGGCGGCAGUGAUAUAGAGAGCAGAGACUUCGCUACUCGAAAGGCAGCAUUAGGCGACUUCAGCAAGAUAUUUCAGUAUCUCGGCACACCGGUCAAUUCGCCAGCGCCGGCAGUACAGCCAGCACAACCCAAUCGACCAGCCGAAUCAGCACCCCAAUACUUCACCACCAAGACCGACUACGCUUCCGACGGAGCUGCUCCCUUCAUUCCUGCGUCAGCUUGGAAGCGGAAUGUGCGAUGGCAGAACCUCAGCGAUACUGAAGAGCAGGGCGGGGAGACUGUUAGUGACAGCUCGAUAAUACCUGAAAGCCCAACUCUUACGAAAUCGCAACGGAAGAAGAAGAACCGGCGAGAGAGGAGGGCUAAGGAGGCUGCUGAAGCUGAGGUGCUUCCCAAGAGAGUUGCAGCCGCUUAUUCUGAGUCCGAGGCCGACAUUGUUCCACGCAAGGCUCCGGCGAAGAAGGCGAGCUCACAUGCUGUCAAUGCCACUCCGACAAAAGUCUACAGCCUGCGAGAGCGAGAUGCUUCUGGGAAGGUCGUGACGCCGUCUGGACCAGAUCCGCUUCUAGCAGCUGCAAAGACGGCUAGAGAAGCGCUUGAGUCUGCUAAGCAGAAUAACAAAAAUGCUUUCACUCAGCAGAAGGAGAAUGUGCCGAAUGGAGGGACUUUACACACUCGCGGCACUCCUGCCAGACACAACUCGCAGCCUGUUGUACCACUUGCACAGCCUGCUCGGCCAACUAAACCCGCUGCAGUGGCCUCGCAGCAUCCACCAUCGACACCAUCUGGACAUGUUUCCGACCCAGCUACCCUUCAGUUCGUCCCUGCGACUGUAGGACCGCAUCACAAGACCCAGCAGAAGCAGAUCGUUCCACCCUCGCACGCAGUCGCACCGGCAUCACUACCACCAAAGAAACCUUCAUUCAUUCAGCCUAUGAUCGUUCGCUCCGGCGAGGACAGGCACUGGGCGCUUCUCAUGAAACUCAUAGGAGAGUUUUACGAAGACCGCAAGUACCUCGUCUCGCCCAUGAACCUCACCACCCACAACAACGAUCCAAAUGGAAUCCACGUCUUCGUCGACGCCAGCAACAUCUUCAUCGGCUUCAACGACCAGCUGAAACGCUCCCGCGGCAUUCCACCCUGGACCCAGCUCCCCCACGCAGACAUGUCCUUCGACGCCCUCGCCCUGUUGAUGGAACGCAGGCGACCAGUGGCCAAACGAGUCCUCGCCGGCUCCACGCCCUGGCAGCCUGCCUUUGACAAGGCGAAAGCCGUCGGCUACGAGUGCAGCAUACUUGAAAAAGUACACAAGGCUCGCGAGCUGACGGAGCGCCAAAUCUUCUUCAAAGAACACGACCGCUACGGCGUCCGGUGGCGCGCGAAAGCGCCUGCGUCGAACAAUGUAGCUUUGGUCAACGGCGGCGGCAGCGGCUCGGAAACGACCGCACCGCAAUACGCGCCCGCGAAGAUGAUCGAGCAGGGCGUGGACGAGAUUUUGCAUCUGAAGAUUCUGGAGAGCGUGGUGGAUGCCGAGACGCCGUCGACGAUUGUCUUGGCGACCGGGGACGCGGCGCAGGCGGAGUAUAGCGAGGGGUUCAUGGCGAUGGCGGAGCGGGCGCUGCGGAAGGGUUGGAGGGUUGAGUUGGUGAGUUGGAGUCGGAAUAUUUCGGCGGGGUAUACGAGGAAGGGGUGGCGGGAGCAGUGGGGGGAGCGGUUUCGGGUGGUUACUUUGGAUGAUUAUGCGGAGGAGUUGCUUGAUAUGUGA
Messenger RNA from Saxophila tyrrhenica, 1914 nucleotides. RefSeq lists its product as uncharacterized. The transcript has a single exon. The record is from RefSeq and is a predicted model, not a curated record. NCBI's taxonomy places the organism in Eukaryota, Fungi, Ascomycota, Dothideomycetes, Mycosphaerellales, Extremaceae. Bases 1 to 1914 code for a protein of 637 amino acids.